AUGAAGAAACCAUUCUCGUGGCUAUCAAAACCAGGCGCUUCAAAAGCUACGCACGAAGACUACGUGGUUCCGGGUAGCAGUGGCUCAAUCCCAGCGCACCUGGCCGACCGGCUGCGCAGAGGCGGCGUGAACGUUGAUGUCAAAAAGAUCGAUCCCCAAGAAAAAGCCCGGAUCCGUGCUCUCCUAUCCCAAAAGAUGGACAGCGGCAUGACGGGCGUUGAGCUGGGGAGAUUCAUCGUCCCCCAUCUUCAGGGCAAGGACCAAGGACUCAGUAACAUCAUCACCCAAAUGGCACUUCACCAGUUCACUUAUGCCGAAAUCGCCAUAGCCACUCUGGAGCUUGUUGGCCUGCUGACGCACGGGGAAGACUUUGCCGCAGUUCCUCGCCAGCCGAUCAUGGGCGGAGACCGUCGUUUCUACUCCAAUUCAAACACACAGGCAAUAACCACCGUGUCUCCGGUACAACUUCCCAGCGGACAAGCGCGCACGCAAGGAAUUCAAGCCAGGGCACCGUAUCUUCGAGUUUUCAGUACCAUCCACCUUCCUGGCCACGGCGGCAUCCGUCAACGACACCUACAAUUCGUCAAGUGCCCUCUGGGACGUCCACUGGUGAGGACCCUCCGCUUCUUCGCCCUGCCACCAUUGAACGGGUUGAGCGAGGUCACCCAAGUUAAGAGGCCAGGUGUGACGCCAGCUGAGAGCCAGAAUUUCACGGAAAAGUGA
Uncinocarpus reesii 1704 is the source of this 723-nucleotide messenger RNA. RefSeq lists its product as uncharacterized. Lineage: Eukaryota; Fungi; Ascomycota; Eurotiomycetes; Onygenales; Onygenaceae. The coding region runs from base 1 to 723 and encodes 240 amino acids. The transcript is spliced from 3 exons. The record is from RefSeq and is a predicted model, not a curated record.